GUUUACAAGGUAUAUGCACAUGCAUUAUGUGUCUGUGUGGAAACUGCAGCUCUGUGGGGUGUGUCUUUGGUAGUUAACCGUGGACUACUGUCUAUAUUUAGCCUUAAACCCUCUCCUUUCCCCUUCUGUACUCCCCUGUGUGACCCUCGCUCAGUGCUGCAGGCAUUUCCAUAUCAGAGCAGAGAGAGAGACAGCGCUGGCUACACAGAUUGAAAGACAGAAAAAGUUUCUGUUGAAUAGCUGCAUCAAUUCAGUGUAUUGGUUCACAAGUAGAGCAAUAAUGUAUGAGUAGUAGCAGUUGUAGUUUGACGGCUCAGUUAGCUUGUUAUCCAUUUACACAUGGCAUUAAGUAUAUUUCGUAGUCGUUUGACAGCCUCUCUCACUGUGGUGUAACUAUGGAGGAUGGCGAGUUGGUAAUUCGGUUGCCAGGGCGAUCUGACUCACCUGUGGGCAAUAGGAGUUGCGGUGCAGCUGGAGGGUUUGGUGAGACAUUGGUGUUGCGGCACAAAGAAGUUCAUCACUUCUUCUUCGUCCCAUUCAGGGAGCAGCCCAUCUACAGCACGAGGGCCCACGUCUUCCAAAUUGACCCCAACACCAAGAAGAACUGGUUGCCCACCAGCAAGCAUGCCGUCACGGUGUCCUACUUCUACGACAGUACGCGCAAUGUCUACCGCAUCAUCAGCCUGGAUGGCACCAAGGCAAUAAUCAACAGCACCAUCAGUCCCAACAUGACGUUCACAAAGACCUCACAGAAGUUUGGCCAGUGGGCGGACAGUAGAGCCAACACUGUCUACGGCCUGGGAUUCUCCACUGAGCAUCAUCUAGCCAAGUUUGCAGAGAAGUUUGCGGAGUAUAAAGAAGCAGCACGGCUCGCUAAAGAGAAGAGUCAAGAAAAAAUGGAGAUGGCCACGUCUCCUUCUCAGGAAUCACCAGGCGGCGAGCUCUCUUCACCUUUGACCCCAGUGACUCCGCCCAUGGAAAACAUCAACGGCACAGAUGACAUCUGUGACACGACUCCCAACUCGGACACGCGUCCAGAGCCGUCUCAGAACGCACUGGCCUUCGCACACAGGGAACAGUUUAAGACUUGUCGGGUCUGCUCUUUCUGAUAGGGAUGUCAUUACCUGAAAACUGCAACAUCAUAACUACACAAAACAAAAAAAAUGCUUAGGCACAAACUUUCCCAAAAAUAGGAAGGAUUGCAGGUCAGCAACAGGGAGGGUCUUCUUUACAAACCUGGUGCACUGCCUGUUUACUAACUGCUAACAAGUAAGGUAAAACAGCAUGCCAUCACUCCAGACAGGAGGAAUUUUUGGUGCAAUGAAUUACACGAGUGGCAUUUUCGCUCACACGACCAGCAAAAUAUGUUACUUCAAGUGUUUCUCAGGAAUAAGGAAUUAUUCAAGUUAUUAUUUUUUUUCCACUCUAAGCAUGCUUGUUAAAGAAACUCACAUAUAUUUAUAGUGAUUUACACUACCGGUCAAAAGUUUGGGGUCACUUUGAAAUUUCCAUUGCACUCAGUUGUAGACAGAAUACCAUCUGAGAUCAGUUGCAUUGUUUUUUUUAACCAGGGCAGCAGUUUUCAGAUUACAUUAUGUGCUUACAUAAUUACAAAAGGGUUCUCCGAUGUUUUCUCAGUUUGUUUUUUUAAAUGAUAUCAGAUUAGUAAACAGAAUGUGCCUUUGGAACAUUGGAUGAAGGCUUGCUGAUAAUGGGCAAUGUAGAUAUUGUAUUAAAGAUCAGCCCCCACUCAGAUCAGCUGGUAUUCUGUCUAAAUGGAGUGGAUUGAAAAUUUGUAAGUGACCUCAAACUUUUGACCGGUUGUGUAUGUUUGCCUACUGCAAUGCAAUAAUAUCUUUUUAAUUGAAAAUUCUAAUAGUUUGAUUUUUAUGGUGAUUGGUGCAUUACAGAUUACGUGACGUGUCACUUCUAUGCAUGCAGCACUACUGUUACACUGUAUACAUUCCUGCUGUUUUUGUGUCCUGUCAGCAGAUUGAAUAUUGAAAUGGUUAAUUCAUAUUCUCUGUGAUAUCAAUUCUGGUUCAUAUUUAGUGGAUUGUGUAAGAUAAAAGGGUUAAAGUUCCAUGUAAAUAUUUUUGAUUUGUAUAAUGGCUCUCUGAAGAGUUGUGUGGUUGUGAGGUUCACCAAAAAAGGUGUCGAUGAAGCGUUUUAAUGUCAGACUUAUAUAACAUACUGUGGGGUAGUGGGAGGCAGAGAAAGAGAAAGACAGACAGGCCCGCAGAGUGUGUGUGUGUGUGUGUGUGUGUGUGUAUGUGUGUGUGUGUGUGUGUGUGUGUGUGUGUGUGUGUGUGUGUGUGUGUGUGUGUGUGUGUGUUGGUGUGUGUGUGUGUGUGUCAGAAGCCGGAGAGAGCGAGAGAACGACAGAAUGAGGUGCAUUGUAUAAAUUCUGUGCAUGAGUCACUGAUAUACCUAAACAUUCUCCAACUGCACACACACUCACCAGAACAAAUAAACUAAACAGAAGGACAUGGAGCGAUGAGUUUGAAUCAUUUGAGUGAGAGAAGUGUUUUUUUCUCAGGAGAGGAAAUGUCCUUAUUAUCUACUGUGACCUGUACACAGGUCUUUUCACUUGUAAAAUCUCUGUAAUCUUGUGCCACUUGUUUCACUAUUUCUCUGGCUGCGAUUCUUAUUAAUUAAAGAUAUCAAUCAAUUGCUUAAUGUAUUAUCAUUCUUUUUUUUUUGCUUAACUCUUGUUGUCUGAGCGAAGGCUUAGAACAUUUUAUAGAUAUUUAAAGAUCAUUGUAGCGAUCUUUAAAGGUAUUCUUUAUUAGUGUGUUAAAGCCUGUAAAGCUGUGACAAGCUCAAAUGCAAAUGCAAAUGCUCAGAAAUCCCUACUGCUACAUCAUGAACUCUGAAAGGCUACACAGAUCUGAGUUCGCAGUGAGAGCAUAAUGUAGAGAGGACACCCACUGCCUGCUGCAGCCUUGCUGCUGAUGUGUCUAUUAAUGCUGCAUGCGUGGGAGACCGGGUCGACUCUCCACAUUCAAGAUGGCAAGCAAACCUCAGUCUCACAUUUUCUCAGAGGCAUAUGCAGAGAGUGUAGAUGCUUGGACAGUCCACAUCUUUUACCACAUAACUCUUCCUCAUUCUAUCUGUUCUCUCUAUGAAUUAUACCUCUUCUAUUUAAUAUCUUCCGUGUGCAUCAUCUCACAUGUUCAUCACGUCUUACAGUAGCUCUAUCAGCGUCUCAUGUGACUCAAGCUGCAGUGAAACUGUUUUUUCUGUCAAUUUGUGUACUGGUGUAUAAGCUGAUCAUUGAUUUAAUAGCCAAAAGAAAAGAAUAAAAAUUGUUUGUAGUGUACUUUAAUGUGUUUACUUGUAUAUUACCUCAUUUGGGUUUAGACCCACAUAUAGAAACACACCUCGACACACAGGCAUUUUGCUGUUUUUUUCUGUUGCACCAGACCUCUUUGAUGGUCUUGGUUUGUCUCUACCAUGUGUCUGGAAUUACAUGAGGACUCAUCACCAUAACAUGUACACCACACUGCUGCUUAGCGGGGCUGUGUAGGCUGGUUUGUGUCGGUGCAUAGGGCAGAGGAAGAGAGAGGAGGAUGAGGGUGCAGGGCUGUGAGAGGAUUUUUUUUAUAUUCCACGAUGUAGGCGUGUUUGUCAGGUCUGCGUUGGAGUUGUUGAAUGAUGUUCAGAAUGUUGGAAGACCUUUAGUUGGGACUGCCUUGGCUGUAUGUGAAUGGUCUUCUAUUGUUGGAGGAUGCAGGCAUCUGUCGAUGGGUUUGUGUGAACGAAGACGGUGCCGAUGUCAUACGUCAGGGUGCCACGAGCCUCCGUUCCUCCAGUGCUGCCAUGGCAACCGCUCUUGCUCCCUGCUUCUUGAAGUGCUAUGCGAGUAGGAUGAACCUACCUGACAACGCACAGUGGUCAGGACACGGCAGAAACACUGUGGGCUGUAGAAAAAGCUUCAAAGCUUGUGUUUGGUAGCUUUAUUGAGCCUGGGAGGAGAAUUCUACUUAACGUUGUGAAGUAGUAACACACAAAACAGAGUGUUGAUGUUUUAUUCAAGAGUACUGGUGUAUUGGCAGUGUGUACAUGUUAUGUUCAAACCACAAAAAAACAUUCAGAAUUCAAU
This is a messenger RNA of Etheostoma spectabile (orangethroat darter), 4105 nucleotides long. RefSeq names its product homer scaffold protein 1b (gene homer1b). Lineage: Eukaryota; Metazoa; Chordata; Actinopteri; Perciformes; Percidae. Gene Ontology annotation, molecular function: G protein-coupled glutamate receptor binding. The coding region runs from base 396 to 1109 and encodes 237 amino acids. The transcript has 5 exons. The record is from RefSeq and is a predicted model, not a curated record. Gene Ontology annotation, biological process: G protein-coupled glutamate receptor signaling pathway.